AUGUUUGGGCUAAGUGGUCGAGGUAGACUGAGUAUAAUUGUCCUCCUGAUCUUGACGGUUACCUGCGUGUUCAUAUUCUGUGAAUAUGUGAUAUAUUACCCUGCGAUUUUGCGAUGCUCGUGGCCAGAAAUGACCGCGAGCAAGGACCCAGCUGCCCCGCUCCGCGCGUUGUUUUUAUCGGACACCCAUCUCUUGGGAGCUGUCAGAGGGCACUGGUUUGACAAGUUGAGGAGAGAAUGGCAGAUGGAGCGCUCCUUUCAGACGGCCCUGCGGCUGCUGAGACCAGAGAUUGUCUUCAUUCUCGGAGAUGUGUUUGAUGAGGGGAAGUGGAGCUCAACUCAGGCAUGGGACGACGACGUCCGGCGUUUUAGGAGGAUCUUCCGUCACCAUAGCGACACGGAGCUGGUGGUCCUCGUCGGGAAUCACGACGUUGGCUUCCAUCACGAGAUGACCCAACACAAGUUGGAACGCUUUGAGAACGUUUUCAACAUCAGCUCGGCGAGGAUACUUACCACACGAGGAGUGAAUUUCCUGCUGGUGAACAGCGUGGCUAUGCAUGGUGACCACUGCCCUAUCUGUCGGUCUGUGGAGAAUGAGCUGCAUAGACUGUCAGAGGCUCUCAACUGCUCUCUUCAGCACUAUCCCCUGUACCGGCCGAGCGAUGCGGAGUGUACUGGUGUGGAUGCGGCUCUUCCUGAGGAACGCUAUCAGCCGUUUGAGGAACGCUACGAUGUUCUGUCCCAGGAUGCCUCCAGAAAGCUGCUGUGGUGGUUCCAGCCUCGGCUGAUCCUGAGUGGCCACACCCACAGCGGCUGUGAGGUUCUACAUGAGAACAAAAUCCCUGAGGUCAGCGUGCCGUCAUUCAGCUGGAGGAAUCGCAACAACCCUAGUUUUAUUCUUGGCUCUAUCUCUCAGACAGACUUUGCGUUGUCGAAGUGUUUCCUGCCUGAGGAGACCAGCGUCAUAGUGAUUUACUGUGGUAGUGCACUCAUCAUGGUUCUUAUAGCCAUCAGUCGACUGACCCUCUUCACUGGCCCUCUACACUUCAGCUCUGUGCUUCUGAGCAAACACAAACCUCUGUGA
Molecule: messenger RNA, 1083 nt
Organism: Chanos chanos (milkfish)
Lineage: Eukaryota; Metazoa; Chordata; Actinopteri; Gonorynchiformes; Chanidae
Gene: mppe1
Product: metallophosphoesterase 1
Exons: 8
Coding region: 1-1083 (360 amino acids)
Biological process (GO): endoplasmic reticulum to Golgi vesicle-mediated transport; GPI anchor biosynthetic process
Cellular component (GO): endoplasmic reticulum-Golgi intermediate compartment
Molecular function (GO): phosphoric diester hydrolase activity
Source: RefSeq, a predicted model, not a curated record